Plasmodium berghei ANKA is the source of this 5862-nucleotide messenger RNA. Its product is annotated as conserved Plasmodium protein, unknown function. The record is from RefSeq and is a predicted model, not a curated record. The transcript has a single exon. Bases 1 to 5862 code for a protein of 1953 amino acids. Lineage: Eukaryota; Apicomplexa; Aconoidasida; Haemosporida; Plasmodiidae.
AUGAAUGAAACACAUCCCCCCCAAAAAAAUGAAUAUGGAGAGUCACAUUCCUCUAAGACGAAGAAAAAUAAAAUUAUAAAAAAAAUGAUUUUAAAAAAGCUAGAACGACGAAUGAAAACGAGAUUACAUAAAUUAGAUGACCAAUACAAUGAUUUAGUUAAUAUUAGUAAAUAUUUAAAUAGUGUAGAAAUUGGAAAUAAUAUGCAAUUAUUUAAAAAGUUAGCAAAUAAAAUUUCUAAAAAAAUAAGAAUUGCUAAUGAAGAAAAUAAUGAUGAUAUAGCCAUAUUAAAAAUAGAAAGGGAUUUGAUAAGAUCCAAUAUUGUAAAUAAUAAAAAGGGAUUGAAAACAUACAAUAAAGAUGAGCAACAACUCGAAGAUGACGAAUGUAUAGAGAAUGAAACAGAAAAAAAUGCAAAAUAUGAAAAAAGGAAAAAAAAAAAAAAAAAAACAUCGCAUUCACAUUCAUCACAUAGUUAUGUUAAUUCAGUUACCCCUUUACAAAUAUUUCAUGAUAAUAACUUAUGUAUGAAUAAUAAAUGCUAUCAUAAUGAUUUUUUAUUUGAUAAUUUAAAAAUUAAAAAUUCAAUAAUUAUGGAUUUAUUUAACGCUUUAGCAAAAAAUAAAUAUUUUAAAGAAACAAAUUGUUGCGAUCAAAUGUUUGAUCAAAGCAAUAACAGUAUAAUAUAUAAAAAGGAAAAAAAAAAAUUAAAAAAAAAAAGAAAGCUACUUCAUUCAGUUUUUUUUAAUAACGAUAAGAAUAAAAAAAAAAAGAGAAAAUUAACAAAUGAAAAAGAUAAAUUAAAUAAUGAAAUGGAAGGAAUACACGUAGAUGGAAAAGUUGGAGAAAAUAUCAAUCCAAAUAAUGUCACAGAAUAUAUAUCUGAGCAAAAUGCAAGCCCACCCUUAGGUGUAGAUGGAUGCAUUCCAAAUUCAAGUGAAGUAGAAAAGGAAGUGUUCAAAAAUAUAAAUAGUAAUAAAAUAAAUAUCAAAAGUAAUAAUCGUAAUUUUUCGUCGUUCAAUGAUAGUAACUUUUACAAUUCGUCAAACUUUGUAGUUGACAAUAACAAAAAUAGAGCUUACUGGAUUUCCAUGAAAAAAGAAAUAAAUAAAAACGUCUGUGAAACUAAUACAAAAACGAUUACAUCAAAUAUAUUAACGUUUUUUUCUAGUAUAAGUAAAAUAUUUUAUUGUGAAGUUAUUGAUAAAAAAAAAGAUAAAUUAUAUAUAAAUGAUGAUAUUAAAAAUCAAAAAAGAAACAGGUUUUAUGAAUAUGCAAUAUCUGAUGGGUGCUAUUUAUCAAACCCUAAAAAAUUCAUAUAUGAAAAAAAUUGUGAAAAUAAUGAGGAAGAAUAUUAUAACACUCAUAAUGAUCACAAUGGUUUUGAAAAAAAUAAUUAUAUUUACAUAUAUGUUAAAAGAGAGUAUAUUCCUGAAAAAUUAUUAAAUUUAAAAAAAAAUCAUAAAAUAAAACUUAUUUUAAAUUUCCCGUUCAAUGAUUUGGAUAUGUUCUAUAAAGGGCGAGUUAAAAAAAACGAACAAAAUGAAAAGAAUUGGAAUAUAAGUUUUUCCUCCAAUAGUAAAAAACAUGGUAGUGAUGAUGUAGCUAAAACGAAUAUGAAAGAUUGCAUAAAAAAAGAGGAAACAUGUAAUGAAAAAGGUAAAAAAAAUGGAGAAGACGAAGACCAUGAUGAAGAUUAUUAUGAAGAGAGACAGGGGCAUGGAUGCAUAUCUACUGAUGAUAACCAUUCAUUAGAAAAAAAACAAGAAAAAAAAAAUAUAAAAAACGAAAAUGAAAACAAUUUUGAUAAGUAUAAUAUACAAGUAGGAUCGUGUAUAUAUAAAUAUAAAAACAUUUUUAAUAGAAGUAAAUAUAAAAAAAAAAAAAAAAAAAAAAAUAAUAUCAAUACAAUAAUAGCAAUGGAUGAUUGUUAUCUUUUUAAUAAUAUCUAUUUAAAUUAUUUAAAUAAAAAAGAUUCACAUGAUAAAAAAAAAUAUAAUUAUUGCGAUGUUGAUAUUUUGGAAUAUGAUCCCGCUAAUUAUGAUGUAGAAGAUAUAAUGAUCCAUUUAGAAAAAAUUAUAAAAAAAAAAACAAAAUAUAGUAUCCCAUCAUCGCCUUUUACUCCAUCUUUUUUAUUAAAUUAUAUAAAUAAAAAAUAUGCAUUAUAUUAUAUUAAAGGGAAUAAAAAAACGAAAAUUAUUUAUAAUAAAAAAGACAGAAUGAGAGAUUACGAAAUGAAAAAGAUGAAAAAAAUUGAAUAUAAUAAAAUUAAAAAAGAAAAAGAAGCUGAAAUGAAUAACAAUAAUAAUGAAUCAAAUUAUGGUCAAACACUGUCUCAGAAUAAUGAUAAUACAUUAAAUAAAAAAAAUAUAUCCAAAAAUCAAAUUAAAAACGUAAGUAAUAAUAAACAUGAAUUAUACAAUAAGAGGAAAUCUGUAUCUAAGAAAGCGAAUCAAACUGAUAGCUAUAAUAGUAAGAAGAAGGAAAGGGAAAAAAAGAAAAAAAAUAUAUUUUUUGUAUUUGACAAUGAAAUGUUGAUGCAUACUGGAAUGAUAAAUAAAAAUUGGAAUGAUACUGGUAGUAAUUUUACUGAAAAUAAUUACAGUAAUAAUUUUAAUAGUGAACAAAGUAAUUUACAAAAUGGCAACCAAUUAAAAAAAGAGGUAAUAGAAACAGAAUAUUUAAUGAUUUACAAUCAUAUGCUAAGUUAUAAUAAUUGUUCCGAUGAAAUAAUAUUAAAAUAUUAUAUUUGUCACAUAGAAAACCGUGAUUUUAAUUUUGAGAUUCGAAAUAAAUAUAUUCCUAUUGGUGUUCUACACUUUUAUGAUUAUUAUUUAGAUAGAAAAACUCGACUUGAAAAAACAUUAAAAGAACAUUCAAAAGUUUAUAAAGAAAUAUAUAAAUUAUGGAAAGAAGAUAUUGAUAUACAUGAAAAAGAAAGAGAAAAAAAAAAUAUAUUUGCAUGGGGGAUUUUACCAGUACGAGCAUAUGAUCAUCCUAACAUGUUCGUUCCUUUACCAUGUGGGUUUAAACAUAAUAAUAAAAAUUUAGCAUAUAAUAUCCUGACAACAAAUGAUAAGAAUAGUAAUUAUGAUGAUAACUUAUUAGAAAAAAAAGAAAAAAAAAAAGAAUAUAUGAAUAUUAAAUAUGCUAAUUUAACGGGUCCAUGUGUAAAUUGGAGAAAACAUUGCAUAUUUUUUAAUGAUACAAAAACAAAUAGAUUUUUUCACUUUUCAUCGAUAUAUCCAUAUUAUUAUUGUAUGCAAAAUAUUAUGUUAUCAAUAUUCUCUUUAGAAAGAAAUGUUAUAUACAACAACACUAAUAAUAUAUUGAAAAUAAAACCUGAUGAUCAAAAUAGUGCCGAUAAUAGUAUGUGUAAGCAUGAAAAUCAAGAUAAAUUAUAUAUAGAAAAUACUUUGAACAAUACAUUAAAUAAAAAGAUAGAGGGGAACAGCCGCCAUAAUAGCGUGCAUGUUAAUGAACCGUCGCAAUAUUUUAGUAAUGAAAAUAUUUUAUACGAAAAAAAUAACAUUUGGAAUAAACAAGAGAUUAGAAUAUUUUUAGACAAAUAUUUUACAUACCCUAAAAAUUUUGAAAAGAUAAGUCAAUACUUAGAAUUUAAAAAUACAAGACAAUGUGUUGAUUUUUAUUAUACAACAAAAAAUUUUUUUAAUUUAAAAAAAAUAUUAUUAACAUUAACAGAAAGUAAGAUAAAAAGACCUAAAAAAUGCUUAGCAUCAGUUAAUGAUGUAAGUAAAAAAAAUUUGAAAGAAGAAAUUGUGAAUAAAUUAUUAAAAAAGUUAGAAAAUAAUAAUAUGAAAACUGAAUUUGAAGAAUCAAAUUAUGUUAAUUGUAAUUAUAUAAGUAUGAGAAUUUUCUUUAAAAAACUUUUUGAAAAAACAUAUAAAAAUAUGUCUGGUAAAAAUUUACAAAAUAAAGCCCCUAUUAAUAAGCAUAAUUAUUAUAACAAUAGUUUAAGCAAAGGAAUAUUGCUUGAAAAUAUGUCGGAUGGAUAUAUAGUUCCACAAAAUUAUAACUUUAUUUUAAGUUCAAAUAGGAAAUUAUGUUUUUUAAUUAAAAAUGAUGAAGAUAUUUAUCAGGGAGUUAAUUCGGAUAUCGUUGAAAUAAAGUAUAAUGAUAACCUCGAAGAUGAUAAAAAAAAAGAUGAUAAAAAAAAAAAAAAUAAUAAUGCACAUAAUGCUAAGAAAAUAUCAGAUGCCAUAUCAGUUGGGUCUCUUAAUAAUACUUCGCCUCAAAAAUACACUACUAUCGAAAUGAAUCCGAAUUAUAAUGAUAAUGAAAUAAAUAUCGACAAAAAUGACCAUGGGCAAUGUAGUUUUAAGAAAAGUAACACUGUAAACCAAAGUUUAAAUUUUUCAAAUAAUUAUCAUGAAAACAAUAAAAAAAUGAAUAAUAGAAACAACAUAAUUUCAUCUUAUCCUCAAAAAAACAACACAAAUAACGAAUAUUCCUGUUCGCAUUACCCUCAAAAUGAAAAAAAUCAUUUACUAAAAAAUGAAAGCAGUCAAGAAACUCUAGAGGUGGAAAGAGGGAAAACAAAUAUAUAUGCAGAAAAUUUAGAUCCACACAAUAAUAUAGACCAUUAUAAUAAAAAUUACCAAUAUGGUAAAGGGAAUAAUCAUAGCUAUAUAAAUGGGCAUCAAAAUACCAUUGAAAAUAAUAUGGAGGAUUCAAGAACCGAAUUGGGUUAUAAUAAUAACGAGCAAAAUCCCAAUGUUAAUAGAAAUUUAUGUGGCAAAAAUGCUCAAAUUGAAGCAUGUGAAGAAAGUUUAUACAAAUGCUUUGAAUUUUUAAAAAAUAUGAACCAACGAAAUAGUGAAAAUUUGAAUAAAAAUUAUGCAGCUAGCCAAAAGUCCGCUUCACUAUAUUUUGAUUGUAAAUUAAAAAAAGGAAUAAAAAAAAAAAUUUUAAAAAAAAAAAAAAUUUUAGCACAACAAAAAGAAAAAAUAGUAAGCAAAAAUGGUACAUCAAAAGUUAAUAUAACAAAUAGUGUGUCUGAAAAAAAAGGAAAAAAUAAUAGAACAAACAAAAGACCAAUACAAGAAUUAUCCGAAUAUAAUAUGUCGAAAAAAAAAUUAUUAAACAGAGUAAAAAGCUAUAAUGGAAAUGAUGCAAUAAGAAGUAAUAAUAAAUUAGGAAAUAUUUAUGAAAAAACAAAUAAUGGAAAAACGACGGAAAAUAUAUAUUAUAAUGAAGAAAAUACUAAGCACAAAAAGAAUAAUAAAUAUGCUUCUCAAACAGAGGGAAAUUAUAAGGAAAUAGAUUAUCGUGAAUAUGCGCAAAAAUUAAAAGAUGAAAUUCGGAUGAAAUACGCCAAAAAAAAUAACAAUGCUCAUGUAAAUAAAAAUAAAGAUAUAUAUAAUGGUAAUUAUGAUGAAAAUUAUUAUUAUGAUAAAGUAGAAAGAAAAGGCAAUAUUAGCUAUGAGGGAGCUGGUCCUAUUUGCAACUAUUCAGAAAUGGAUUAUAAAAAUGGAAAUAUUAUAGGAAAUAGUUAUAUGCCUUUAGAUAUUAAUAACACUAACCCAUAUUAUAAUAUGGGCUUAGGAAAUAAUAAAAACACAAGUGAUAAUAGUAAAUCUGCUAUGGUUCAUUCAUUGAAUCACCAACAAAUGGAAAAUUAUGAUGACGAAUUUUUGGACCCAUUAAAAAGUAACGCUCAACGGAAAACAGCAACAAAAUGGACCGAUAGAGAAAAAGAAAUUUAUUUUGACACAUUUUCAAAAGAUGGAAAAAAUUGGGACUCUUUAUUUUUAGCGCUAAAAUCUUUUGGAAAAACUAAAGAUCAAAUUAAAAAUUUCUAUCAAAAUUCAAUUGUGAGAAGAAGAAAAGGUGAUAUGCUAUAA